UAUUUACCUACAGCGGUGUCAUUGAGAAACAUGGCGGCCUCCACGGCAGCUGCAGGCGCUGGUGCCUCCGACUCACAAGGUCCAGCUUCUUCUGUACCGAGCAUGGACGGCCCGACCGUUCAGUACAGUUCGGUUCUGGAGCAUCUUAUCGGAGACAAGAGGACCGUUAAGGAGCUGAACCCCGCUGUUAUGGGCGGACUGCCGGUCCCUCCGAAAAGCGACGAGCAGAAGAUGAUCGAGAGGGGAAUGGAGAGCUGUGCCUUCAAGUCUCUGCUGGCCUGUGUGGGAGGUUUUGUCCUCGGAGGAGCUUUUGGUGUUUUCACUGCUGGUAUCGAUACCAAUGUUGGCUUUGACCCUAAAGAUCCUUUGAGAACUCCAACAGCACGAGAAGUCCUUAAAGACAUGGGCCAGAGGGGGAUGUCCUACGCCAAGAACUUUGCUAUUGUGGGCGCCAUGUUCUCCUGCACAGAGUGCAUCAUAGAAUCACACAGAGGUGUUUCUGACUGGAAGAACGCCGUGUACAGCGGCUGUGUAACUGGUGGAGCCAUCGGGUUUAGAGCUGGACUGAAGGCUGGAGUCCUGGGAUGUGGGGGCUUUGCUGCUUUUUCUGCAGCAAUUGAAUAUUAUUUACGAUGAACCACUAAAAAGUGAUUCUGUGGACAAGAACUUAUUUGCUGCACAUGUGGACAAAAGAAUGAAGAGUCGCAGUGUGAGAAAGUCACUUCUGUGAAUAUUGACCUGCACAUGGAGGAUUGCUGUGAAAGCAGACCGGAGUGUUUAGUGACUGUCUGUAUUUCACCGUGUACUUUAGCUGGAGCCGAACAAAGCAGCCUCAUGUGGAGAAUCUACAGAAACAGUGGCUCCACUUCUGUAUCAGAGAUACAUUAAUGAUGGGAAAAUGUGAACUGAAAACACCUUCUGAGUCAGGACCACGUCAACUUAGACUGAGAUAAACAGUUCUGGUUGCAGAGCACUGCUGUCAUGUGUCAGUUUUAUUUAUAUUAAAGAUGUUUUUUGUUAACUUGUUCAUUCAGAACUUUUUUUGAUGUACUUAUCUAUAACUAGAUAAUUUGGCUUUGUUUUAGUCUGACUCAGUGUAAAUCUCAUCUGAAUCUGCAGCUCUCCUCACCCUUAAACCUUCAUUGUUUCCUUGUUCAGCCAUCAGACCUGCCACUUCACUGUUGUGACGCUUUCCGACUUUUUUUAGUGUUACACGUCUCACCUUUGAAGCAUUUGACCGCAAACAAUAACUAAGAGAGAAAAUGUUUGACUAAUAUUUUCCAGGUGAACACAAACCUUUCUCCAGUGUGGUAGUUUUAAGGAGCUGCUGCUGCUGCUUGUAGAGUCAUCAGGUCCAUCUAUGAUCUGUUCCCAAAGGAAGAACAACUUAGUUGACACACAGCAGGGAUUAACAAGAAUGUCAGUUCAGACAGAGGUGUUUGUUAAAACAGAACAUCUGGAUUAUUUUAUCUUGAUCCAGUUAGUCAUACAACUGAGACUGUCCUUUCAGGAGCUGUGGUAAAGACCAGACCACGAUUCACAAAGUAUCUUACCACUUGGUUUAAUCUAUAAUUUGAAUUCCAGUGAAGCUGUUGGUGUUUAAGCCUCAAUAAAUAAUAUGAUGUAAUGCCAUGA
Molecule: messenger RNA, 1635 nt
Organism: Acanthochromis polyacanthus (spiny chromis)
Lineage: Eukaryota; Metazoa; Chordata; Actinopteri; Pomacentridae
Gene: timm22
Product: translocase of inner mitochondrial membrane 22 homolog (yeast)
Exons: 4
Coding region: 31-636 (201 amino acids)
Biological process (GO): protein insertion into mitochondrial inner membrane
Cellular component (GO): TIM22 mitochondrial import inner membrane insertion complex
Molecular function (GO): transmembrane protein transporter activity
Source: RefSeq, a predicted model, not a curated record